CCCGCAAUCGCCUUUUCGCUGGCAUCUCGGCCUCCCCUCCUUUUUCUUUUAUUCCCUCUAGAUCAGGCUUUAAAAUGGCUUCUUCAGUGGAUACGCCAAUUCCCUUGUGGCUGGACUGUGAUCCGGGCCACGAUGACGCCUUCGCCAUCCUUCUUGCUGCACACCACCCCUCGCUGAAGCUUCUCGGUAUCACCACCAUCCACGGCAAUGCUUCACUGGAGAACACCACCAUCAAUGCCACUCGCGUCUUAGAGGCCAUCGGCCGGCCAGAGAUCCCCGUGUACCCCGGAAGCAAGAAGCCAUUCUGCAGACCCGCCCUCCAUGCGCCCAACAUUCACGGUGACUCUGGUCUGGACGGUACCGACCUUCUGCCCAAGGCUUCGACGGCCCCAAUCACAGACAAAAACCCCAUUCUGGCCAUGCGGGAUGCCCUCAUGGCGCACCCCAAGGGCACACCAUGGGUUGUUGCAACCGGCACCCUGACCAACGUUGCCCUCUUGUUCGCGACUUUCCCGGAGGUUGCGGAGCACAUUGCCGGUCUGACCAUCAUGGGUGGCGGUGUUGGUGAAGGAUUCACCGAUGCUCCCAUGAGCAGACUCAAGGGACAAGAGAACAGAAUUGGCAACGUAACGCCUCUUGCUGAGUUUAACAUCUACUGUGACCCCGAAGCUUCCCAAGCUAUCUUCAGCGACCCAGUCGUCGCAUCCAAGACCACCCUGAUCACUCUCGACCUCACCCACCAAGUCCUUGCCGACCAGAGCGUCCGGAACCUCGUCCGCCACGGCGUGGACGAUGCCUCCGUCCAGCCCACCACCCUGCGUCAGAUGCUGUACGAGCUCUUGAUCUUCUUCGCUAACACUUACGAAACCGUCUUCGGUCUUUCCACUGGUCCUCCCCUGCACGAUCCCCUUGCUGUGGCGGUCAUUCUGUCGACCCUGAACCCUGGCUACGCGAAGAACCACCCCGACCAGGUCCUGAAGUUCGACGACCGCGGCGGAGAGCGCUUCUCCGUCAAUGUCAUCACGGACGGACUUCAUGGCACUGAUAUUGCGCUGGUGGGCUCGCUGGGUCGGUCUGUGGUUGAGGCGAACCCCAAUGCGGUUUGCAUUCCUCGUGGUGUGGAUCUGGAUGCGUUCUGGAAUAUGAUCAACGACUGCAUUAAGCGGGCGGAUGAGUGCAAUGCGGCAAGGAAGGCCUAAUGAUGAUUUUGCGGCAUGUGUUAUGCGGGACUUUUCUUCUAAUGGCGAUACUGAUUUUAGAACAUUGAGAAAUUUAUCUCGAUGAAGAGUACAUAGAUUUAUUAGAUAGAGGAAGCACUGCAUAGCCCGUUUCAUCAUGUUGUUGUAUAUGUCAAUACCGUCCAUUCACGCUAUGCUAGAUACGCUAAAGGAUUUUGAGCAAACUACCACUCCCGGAUCCCUCCAUCAGGUCCAAAGAAUUCCUUAGGCGGCCAAGGUUCAGAAUUGACCGCCAACUGCCUGACCAGCUCCUCGUUCACUUCAAUCCCCAAUCCCGGUGCCGUCAAAGCAUCCACGUAUCCAUCCUUAACGGUGAACACACUGGGAUCCUUGACAUAGCUAGUGAUAUCAUAUUCGCCCGCUUCCGUAUUAUAGUGCAUUCCCAGGCUCAUCUCUUGAAUGACAAAGUUAGGGGUCGCCAAGUCCACCUGCAUACAUGCCGCCAAAGCAAUGGACCCCAGGGGGCAAUGCGGGGCAAUCGCAACAUCGUACGUUUCCGCCAUGGACGCUAUGCGUCGUAGCUCGGAGAUGCCUCCGCAGUGAGCGAUAUCAGGUUGGAGAAUGUCGACGCUCGCGUCUUCCAGGAAGCGUUUAACGUCCCAGCGACUGUAGAGACGCUCGCCAAGGGCAAUAGGGCAAGAAAC
Molecule: messenger RNA, 1882 nt
Organism: Aspergillus welwitschiae
Lineage: Eukaryota; Fungi; Ascomycota; Eurotiomycetes; Eurotiales; Aspergillaceae
Product: uridine-cytidine N-ribohydrolase
Exons: 5
Coding region: 75-1199 (374 amino acids)
Biological process (GO): purine nucleoside catabolic process
Cellular component (GO): cytosol
Molecular function (GO): purine nucleosidase activity
Source: RefSeq, a predicted model, not a curated record